CAUUUGAACGGUGUUAGAUGGUAUCAAAGCAAAUAUGCCUGAUCCCAGUUAAAUUUUUUUGCAUUUUUUUUUUCGAGUGAGGGUAACAUUAAUUACUCCAUCGCUCAACUAAAUUCUUAUCAUAUACACGAAAGAGAUAACCAUUUCUGUAUUUCUCUAUUUCAUACACGCAUACAAAGUAUUGCUCUUGUAUUCCAUAUUCUAUAUGAAAGGUAUUGACAUUAAUAAACAGUACAAAUCAGUUCGGUAAAGAGUUUGGUGUUCGUGCGGAAUAAGGAAGUGGAGAUUAAAGCAUGAAAAUUAAAUUUAAAAUAGUUAUUAGUGCAUUCUUAAAAUAUGAUAAUUUCUGAUUUUUGUGUUAUGUUUCGUACAAGUGUAUAAAAAUCUUGGUAAAGUUUUCACAGGUGCUUGGCCUUAACAAAAAUAAUCUACAUAAUUAUUAAGUGCGUUCCUUACUUUUUAUGUUGAACAAUUAUUGUUUGGUUUUUGUGUACAUAAAUAACGUAUGCCAUUAUGCUGUAUGUGAACUUUUAAUUUUGUUCAAUUUGAUUUUACUUUAAACAAUGGAUCCUCAUGCUUUAAAGUUUAUUUCAAAAAGAACAGAUAUUGUUAUUGAUAACCCAACAUCUUCUAAUUCGCACUUGGCUCAGCCUCUAAAGGACAAUACUAAUAUUAGAAUAAUUAAAAUCAAAUCGGAUCAACAAGAAACUGAAAGUGUAUCGAAAGCCUUAAAACAGCAUCAAGAAUCUAGCAUAAUAAAAAACAACGAUCGUCCGUUGAAGUGUCUUGAAACUUUGGCACAAAAGGCUGGAAUAACAUUUGACGAAAAGUACGAUUUUGCUAGUCCUCCACAUCCUGGAAUUAAUAGUUGUAAUAAUAUUUUAGGAAAUACAUCAGUUUCAUCAAUAAUUUCCGCUGUACAAAAAAAUUUCGUAAUGGAAAAAUCACAAAGUCCUGUUCAACAAAUAACACCAUCGACUGUGUCUCUGCAGUUCUCUCCAGAACAAAUACAGCAAUUACAACAGCUACAAUUACAACAUGGAUCAACUUUUGCUGCAAUUCAAGUUAAACAAGAAUUUCCAACACAUACAACUACUGCGCAUCAAUUAAGCAGUGGAACCGCAUCAUCGGGAGAAAUUAAGCAUACUGCCAUUAUGGAUCAUUCUCAGGGCCAGUUACAACAAAUGCAAAUGCAAUUAGCUGAUACUAGUACAGGCACGUCAGCCAGUUCUGGUACUCACCAAACACCAACUAGUGCAGGCGCUUCUGUUGCUACCAUGCAGCAGCAUUCAACGACAAUAAGCGCUAUGCCUUCUAUGCAGUUAGCUACAACAGGCCAGGUUCCUGCCGAUUGGAGUCAAGGCCGUACUGUACAAUUAAUGCAACCGCCUACUCCCAUCAAUUCUGGUUUUAUUUAUCAGCCACAGAUGAUCGUCCCCGGUAAUCUCAUACACUCAACUGGACUUGGACAACAACAAAUACAGGUCAUCACAGCCAGUAAACCAUUUCAAGGAGGUACACCUCAGAUGAUAACUGCUACUGCCUCAAACACAAAACCGAUGCUUGGAACAAAUGCAGGUUUUCCCAGUGGUACUUACGCUAUUCCUUCUAGUCAAUCACCGCAAACAUUAUUAUUUUCGCCCGUCAAUGUCAUAUCACAAUCACCUCAACAACAACAAAGUUUAUUGCAAAACUAUGCAGCAGUUGCUGCAAAUGCACAACAGCAACAACAAAACGCUAAAGUAAACUCAGAAGCACAAAAAAAUUUGCAACAGAAAGUUGUACAAAAAGUAACUACAACUACGAAUACAGUUCAGUCAGCGUCUGGUACUGGAGGUGUUUCAGCAGUUGCACAACAGCAACAACAACAAUCAAGUCAACAAUGCGUUCAGGUAUCUCAGUCUGCAAUGCCAACAGCUACACAAAUUAUAAGCCCAUUACAAAGCGCUACUGGAACUCCACAACAAAUGCAAAUAUCUGCCCCUUUUUUACAGAGUGUACCAUUUUGGACAAAUGGAUUGCAACAUUUAACCCAAAACUCUAUUAUUAUACGAGGUACACAACCUGACGGCACUCAUGGAAUGUUUAUACAACAACCUGCUCCCCAUCAGACGUUACAAGCACAACAACCAAGCCAAAUAUCACUGCAGUGUAAUGUGACUCAAACACCUACUAAAGCACGUGGACCAAUUGACAAUAUUUCUCAAAAACAACAAAACCAUCAAGUACAACCACAGCAGACUGUUGGUUCUCAGUUACAAGUUGCGCAACAACGUUCUUCUCAGAUAUUGGCACAAGGUGGGGCUCAAAUACGACCAGCUAGUUCUGUUUCUACACAAACCGCUCAAAAUCAAAACUUAAUUAAGCAUAAAUUGCGUAAUAAACAUCAACCUGUGCGUCCUGCAAUGCCAACAUUGAAGACUGAAAAUGGACAACUACAACAUAAAGCGCAGUCAGUAAGUUCUGGUACUGCAAGUAGCCUGCAACAACAAUUACCAACCGCUAUCGCUCAACAACCUACCAUGCAUCAAGUUGUGACAGGAAAUAAAAUGGUGGUUAUGAGUGCUGGCACCCCUUUAACUAUACAAAAUGGUCAAACAAUACAAGCUCCUACAACUCAUGUAGAUAAACAGCAACAACAAAUACAACUUCAACAAAUUCAAAAACAGCAGCAACAACAAGUGUUGCUGCAGCAGCAAUUAUUACAACAACAAAUUGCACAAAUACAGCAUCAACAACAACAACAGUUGCAACACCAACAGUUACAACAGCAGCCACAAACGCAACAAAUUCAUCUUCAAGUUGCACCCCAAACAUUUUUAUCUCAACAACAGCAACAAAGCCAAUUACAAAGUCAGAUAAUGCAGCAACAACAGAUACAACAACAUCGUGAUCAGCAGCAACAACAAAACAUAAUCCAUCAAAUCGUCGUACAACAAUCUCCACAGCAGCAAAUAACAGCUGUGCCACUCUCAGUCUCAUCUUCAACCCCUGCCAGUAUUGCAUCCUCUACUGCAGCUGCUUUACAGCAACAUGUAAACUUUCAAACCAAAACGACAACUGCACCUACAACUACAUCCGUAGUUACUAUAACAAAUCAAUCUGGUCCACUAGUAACAAGUACAGUAGGCCUUAAUCAAAAUCCACAAAUACAACAGCAGCAGAACUUAGUUGCGGCGACUAUAGCUGUAUCGCAACAACAACAAAUAGCACAUCAAAUUGUUCCACCAACACCUACAUCGCAAAAUACAACACAAACACUAUCACAAACGAGGUCUGCUUCUGCUCAAAAUCCUAUUCUAGCAAUGACAUCCAUGAUGAACGCGGCGGCCUCUGCACAAUUGAGUCAUUCUCAUCAAACUUCAAAUUCAUCGACAGUUACAAACGCAAUUUCUUCACCAAAUUGCAAUAUUAAUUCACAACCCUCCACGCCUCAAAAAAAUAUUAAUGAUCUUAAUCAGCAACAAAAAGCGAUUCAUUCACCAUUACCUUUACAGCACGCAGCUGAUAUCAGUCGUGGUAUAACUGUUUCUUCUGCUUCUAGUAAUAGUACUGAAAGUAAGGACUUAAACACAAAAGUUAUAUUAGGAACAACGAUAGUGACAUCCUCACCUCUUCAAAACCCGGAACCUCACACCACAACUAAUUCUGUUUCUGAUACAACAGCAGCAAAUGUUACAUUAAAUGCCGAAAUUUUAAUGGAUACAAUUCAAGCUUCCGUACAACAGAACAUUCAUCAGUUAGAUGAAACGAAUACACCGAUAAUACAACAAUCAAGUGUGUCACAAACUAAAUCUAAUACAGUCGGCCGAGAAGAUAAAAUAAAUCCGAGUGAAAACUGUGAAAAAGCCAGUGUAAUUCCUUCAUCUCUUGAUGAAAAUUGCUUUAGUAACAACAAAUGCGUCAAUAAUAUUACAAAUAGUACAGCGCCAUCUAAGACAGCUGGUCCAAUAAUCGCAAAGGAUUUGCCUAAAGCAAUGAUUAAACCAAACGUCCUUACCCAUGUCAUUGAUGGUUUCGUUAUUCAGGAGGCAAGUGAGCCAUUUCCAACAACACGACAACGUUACACAGAUAACGAUACUAGUGAUGAACCACCAAAAAAAAAAACUGCUCUGGAGGAAACCAUAUCCAAUAACGUAAUUCCUAAUGAGAUGAUAACUUGUGAGCAGUGUGGAAAACCUGAACAUAAAUCUAAACUAAAAAAAAAACGAUAUUGCUCUCCAGCUUGUGUGCGCCAAGCCAAAGUAUCUGUAGGUGAGCAAGUAAAUGAACUAAUUAUAGAUAGCGCUAAUGGACAAACAAAUACAAAAGAAUUAAAUAAUAAAUUGGAAACAGUAACUGCAAGCAACCGCGUUGCAAUAGGUGACGACAAAAUGCAAAUUGAAGUAUCAGUUGCUGCAACAGCAGUACAAAAUCUUAACAAUAGCAAUAGCCAGGCAUCUAAUAUAACAACAACUACUCAAAAUUUGUUACAGCCAAACGAUGUGACUAGUGCUUCUGUUAACGGCAUAGAUACGCCACAAAUGAUUAAUUGGACUGUUUCUGAUGUUUGUGAAUUUAUUAAAAAUUUACCUGGCUGCAGUGAUUAUGUUGAUGACUUUGAACAACAAGAAAUUGAUGGGCAAGCAUUAUUAUUAUUAAAGGAGAAUCAUUUAGUUAAUGCAAUGGGAAUGAAAUUGGGACCGGCGCUUAAAAUUGUUGCUGCAGCAGCUGCUGCAAAUACAUCUGCAUCAGCAACUACUGCCACUACUAAUAUAACACCUGAAAGAGAAGCACAGUAGAUAAAUAAAUGUGAGACGUAUUUGUAGUAUAUUAUAUUUAAUUUUCUUUGAGAAAGAAUUUUUUUAUUAUAAUUUC
Messenger RNA from Teleopsis dalmanni, 4857 nucleotides. RefSeq names its product polyhomeotic-proximal chromatin protein. Gene Ontology annotation, molecular function: zinc ion binding; protein binding. Gene Ontology annotation, cellular component: nucleus. The record is from RefSeq and is a predicted model, not a curated record. Lineage: Eukaryota; Metazoa; Arthropoda; Insecta; Diptera; Diopsidae.